CAGGGAGGCGACGCGAAUCUGGAAUCACACAUUUCACUGACACAGGGAGAUUGAAGGCGAGGGAGAACGGAGACGCCCGAGCGUUUUUGGAGGCUUUGGAUCGGAGGCGAAGAUCGGGAGACAACUCGAUUGGGCCUUUGUGGACGGAGAACCGGAAUAUUGUUGAUCUCGUUGCCGGUUGCAUCUUGUAUCCUCUCGAGUUGAUACGAGAGAAUUUGCGAGAUUUUUUCUCAUUUGAUAGUAUUGGGCUACCCAGUUUGUGUGCGCUUGCGUCUCUGUGAGUGUAUGCGUCUUUAUGUAGGCGUCGUCUGAAGUUGAACACUAUCAACAUGGAGCGUUCUCUUUUGGAGAUUAUAAUCAAUAAUCAGUCUGGAAGUGGUGAAUCCAUCUUUGCUUCGAUGAAAUUUGCUGUCCUACCGAUAGCAAAAGUGUUUACCAUGUGCUUUCUGGGGUUCCUUAUGGCCUCCAAGUAUGUCAACAUUCUCUCUGCAAAUGGCCGGAAGCUUCUUAAUGGGCUUGUCUUUUCUCUGCUCCUGCCAUGCUUAAUAUUCUCUCAACUUGGACGUGCAAUCACUUGGCAAAAGCUACUGGAGUGGUGGUUUAUUCCUUUUAAUAUAAUUCUGUCUACCAUAUUUGGAUCUCUUGUGGGAUUCAUUGUUGCUUCUGUUGUUCGGCCACCAUAUCCUUACUUCAAGUUCACCAUCAUUCACAUUGGAAUUGGAAACAUCGGGAAUAUACCACUUGUUUUGAUUGCUGCUCUAUGUCGGGACAAAUCAAAUCCAUUUGGUGAUUCUGUCAAAUGUAGCCAGGAUGGGAAUGCUUACAUCUCAUUUGGCCAGUGGGUUGGUGCAAUAGUCUUGUAUACCUAUGUUUUUCAGAUGCUGGCACCACCACCAGGUCAAACCUUUGAUGGGGAAGAGGAGGAGAAGCUUCCAACUAAGCUUCCUUUGAAUAACUCUGAAACUGGGAAAGUUCCAUUGCUGACUUCAAUGGAGGCUGAAUCUACUAGUCUUGAAUCUCCCAAACAACGAAAAAUAAUUGGCAUCCUAUGGUAUAUUGUUGGAAAGCUGAAGCUAAAACAAAUUUUUCAGCCUCCCAUUAUUGCCUCAGCUUUGGCUAUCAUCAUUGGCGCUAUACCAUUUUUGAAGAACUUCAUCUUGACUGAUGAUGCCCCGCUAUUCUUCUUCACUGACAGCUGCCUUAUUCUUGGGGAAGCGAUGAUCCCAUGUAUUUUGCUUGCUCUGGGUGGAAAUCUUGUGGAUGGCCCUGGCCCAGGCAGUAAAAGACUUGGUUUACGAACAACUGCUGCUAUCAUAUUUGGAAGAUUGGUUUUGGUUCCUCCUACAGGACUUGGAAUAAUCACCAUUGCCGACAAGCUUGGACUUUUUCCCAGGGGCGACAAAAUGUUCAAAUUUGUCCUGCUGCUGCAGCACACUAUGCCCACUUCAGUCCUUUCCGGUGCAGUUGCCAGUUUAAGAGGUUGUGGGAAGGAAGCCGCAUCUAUUCUCUUCUGGGUUCACAUCUUUGCUGUCUUUUCCAUGGCCGGAUGGAUUGUUCUUUAUCUUCAUAUACUUUUUUGACACCGCACAGGAUCCUAUAAUGCGACUGAUGUAAAUAUUUGCCCGGCCGAGUAACUAUCAACCAGAUGAUUGCAAUAUGGCAUUCCCAAUUCCACAGAAUACACUGCUUGUCAAAAUAGCUGCUAUUGCUUUCAUUCUUUUCUAUGCUGUUAUAGAUGAUACUCCCAGUCUCCCACAAUAGUUACUGGGAUCUGGGUGAGCCCCGCGACGAAUCAGCCUGCCCUGUACCACAGUUUCAGAUCAAACACCUGAGUGUAUUUAAAUUGGCACAUUUAGGUUAUAUUGGAUUGCAUUGGAACAAUUUGAUUGUUGAACCUGGCUUGUUCAUUUUUCUUUUCUUUUUUGUAUGUCGGAGCAUUCUUACUUCGAAAGUGCUCUACCGGCUGAUGUAUCUGUAUUCGUAGCGGAUUGGGACCCUAUUUGUGGUAGUUUUGCAUACAGCUCUUGGCCUCUUUAUGCUUCCAAGCUAGAUGAUC
Zingiber officinale is the source of this 2056-nucleotide messenger RNA. Its product is annotated as protein PIN-LIKES 6-like. The transcript is spliced from 13 exons. Gene Ontology annotation, biological process: endoplasmic reticulum to cytosol auxin transport. The record is from RefSeq and is a predicted model, not a curated record. Lineage: Eukaryota; Viridiplantae; Streptophyta; Magnoliopsida; Zingiberales; Zingiberaceae. Gene Ontology annotation, cellular component: membrane. Bases 330 to 1580 code for a protein of 416 amino acids.